AUAUGGACAACUGAUUGAGAAGUUGGAUCUCUAUAUAAGUAAACUAACGUAUGUUCAAGAAUACAUCCCAUCUUCUAUUUUGUUCUUUAACAAUAUGGCUAACUGUAUUGCCUUGUGCUUCUGGUUCCUUGCUACUAUAUUUUUACCAUUUUCCAUGUCUAAGUCAGAAACUUAUAUCAUCCAUAUGGAUUUGUCAGCCAUGCCAAAAGCUUUUUCUAGCCAUCGUAGUUGGUACUUGUCCACUCUUGCUUCUAUAUCAGAUAGCUCAAAAUUUGGUUCUGUUAGUAACAUAAAUUCCCUUGUAUAUGCUUACACUAAUGCCAUUCAUGGUUUUAGUGCAAGUCUUUCUCCUUCUGAGUUACAAGUUAUCAGGAAUUCUCCAGGCUAUCUUUCUUCAACUAAGGACAUGACAAUUAAAAUGGACACGACACAUACGUCUCAAUUCCUUGGCUUGAAUUCCAAUUCUGGUGCAUGGCCAAAGUCAGAUUAUGGCAGAGAUGUUGUAAUUGGUUUGGUUGACACAGGGGUUUGGCCAGAGAGUAAAAGUUAUAAUGAUAAUGGGAUGACUGAUGUUCCAUCAAGAUGGAAAGGUGAAUGUGAAAGUGGUACUCAAUUUAAUUCCUCUUUGUGCAACAAGAAACUCAUUGGUGCGCGUUACUUCAACAAAGGGUUAAUUGCUAGCAAUCCGAAUAUUACCAUCGCGAUGAAUUCAGCUCGUGACACAGAAGGGCAUGGAACUCACACGUCCUCCACAGCUGCAGGAAGUCGUGUAGAAUCUGCAUCUUAUUUUGGCUAUGCCCCUGGUGCUGCCACAGGCAUUGCACCAAAGGCUCAUGUGGCAAUGUACAAGGCUUUGUGGGAUGAAGGUACAAUGUUAUCUGAUAUUCUGGCUGCAAUUGAUCAGGCAAUUGAGGAUGGAGUGGAUGUAAUAUCGUUGUCAUUAGGCAUAGAUGGUCGUCCGCUAUAUGAUGAUCCGAUAGCUAUUGCUGCAUUUGCUGCAAUGGAGAAAGGUAUAUUUGUUUCCACUUCAGCUGGAAAUGAAGGGCCUGAUGAUGAGAGUUUGCAUAAUGGAACACCUUGGGUUCUCACUGUUGCUGCUGGCACAGUCGACCGUGAAUUUCUUGGGAGACUAACUCUAGGCAAUGGAAUUUCAGUCACUGGUUUAUCCCUCUACCCUGGGAAUUCAAGUUCAAGUGAUAGCUCCAUCGUUUUCCUCAAUACAUGCCUAGAGGAUAAGGAAUUAAAAAAAAAUGCAUACAAAAUCGCGGUCUGCUAUGACGCGAAUGGAUCAAUAAGUGAUCAAGUGUACAAUGUAAGAAAUUCAAACGUUUCGGGUGGUGUCUUCAUAACAAACACUACUGAAUUGGAAUUCUACCUCCAAAGUGAAUUCCCGGCUAUGUUUUUGAACUUUCAAGAUGGUGAUAAAGUUUUGGAGUACAUCAAGAAUAGUCCUUCACCUAAAGCAAGACUCGAAUUUCAAGUGACACAUCUUGGUGCUAAACCAGCACCAAAAGUUGCUGGCUAUAGCUCAAGGGGACCAUCACAAAGCUGUCCUUUUAUUCUCAAACCUGACCUGAUGGCUCCGGGCGCAUUGAUAUUAGCAUCAUGGCCUCAAACAUUACCAAUAGAUGAAAUUAACUCACAAAAACUUUACAGUAACUUCAACAUUAUAUCUGGUACGUCGAUGGCAUGCCCUCAUGCUGCUGGUGUAGCAGCACUUCUGAAAGAGGUACACCCCAAAUGGAGCCCUGCUGCCAUCCGCUCGGCCAUGAUGACCACAGCUGAUGCAUUGGACAACACACAAGGUCCCAUCCGAGACAUCGGUAGAAACAACAAUGCUGCUGAUCCUCUAGCCAUGGGAGCUGGCCAUAUCAAUCCAAAUAAGGCACUGGACCCCGGACUUAUCUACGACGUUACACCAGAAGACUACAUAAAUCUCCUCUGUGGUCUAGAUUUUACAUCCAAACAGAUAAAAGCCAUCACAAGAUCCUCCUCAUAUGCCUGUUCCAACCCUUCAUUGGACUUAAACUAUCCAUCUUUCAUUGGCUAUUUCAACUAUAACAGCAGCAAGUCGGAUCCGAAACGGAUACAAGAAUUCAACAGGACAGUGACUAAUCUUGGAGAUGGCAUGUCAACAUACACAGCAAAAUUGACCCCAAUGGGUGAAUAUAAAGUUAGUGUUGCACCUGACAAGUUGGUUUUCAAAGAGAAGUAUGAAAACCAAAGUUACAAGCUAAGCAUAGAAGGUCCAUUGCUAGUAGAUAAUUUUCUGGUUUAUGGUUCUUUAAGCUGGGUUGAAACUAGUGGUAAAUAUGUUGUAAAAAGUACUAUUGUUGCUACUACCAUAAGAGUAGAUCCUCUGUGAGAACAGAACUGAUUAAAACACUAUCUAAUGAAUAAUUGUGGAGUAAAA
Messenger RNA from Solanum dulcamara, 2413 nucleotides. RefSeq names its product subtilisin-like protease SBT3. The record is from RefSeq and is a predicted model, not a curated record. The transcript has a single exon. Bases 95 to 2365 code for a protein of 756 amino acids. Gene Ontology annotation, molecular function: serine-type endopeptidase activity. NCBI's taxonomy places the organism in Eukaryota, Viridiplantae, Streptophyta, Magnoliopsida, Solanales, Solanaceae. Gene Ontology annotation, biological process: proteolysis.